AAAAAAAAUUGGAAAUUGGUGAGAAAAAGAAGAGAAUCCUAGUCCUAGAGAAAGGGCAGGAGCGAGUGAGUGAAUAAUAAGCUAAGAAAAGAAAAGAAGCAAACGAGAGGAGAGGAGGCCUGUCUUUCUCUUUCUAUAGCCGAGGAGGCCUCAGACUCAGACUGACAUUACAUACAGAUAUAGUUACUACAACAAGAAGCAAAUCAAUCAAAUUGAAGAAGAAGAAGAAGGGGGUGGAAUGGCGGCUGAGAAGAACAACCAGAUUGUGGGCCAAUCCAAAUACGACUUGGACGCUAAGUGGGAUGCGUGUCUCGAUCUGACGGUUCGCCGCUUCGUCUACUCAUCCUUCGCCGGCACCUUCGGUGGCCUCCUUUUCUUCAGGAGUCCUGUUUCUCGUUGGGCAUCUGUAGCUUUUGGUGCUGGGGUGGGUAUUGGAUCUGCAUACACAGAGUGUUCUCGUUUAUUUGAUGGAUCUCCUGCAAAGUUGGCAGCUCCUAAGAUUACAGAGACUCCUGCUCCUCAGGAUGGCCAGGACUAAGAAUGGACUCUUGACGUUACAAUCAAGUUGGCUGGCGAGCAGAAUCAUAAUUUUAUUGAAGUUGUUGGUGUUUUCUUUCACCGGAGAGGCUUUUAAAUAUGUAGUACAAACAUUGUUUUGAAUGGAUAAGCGACUAACCUGUUGUACGUCGAAUUCUAUUGUUUCUUGUUCUGCAGUCUUAUUUCCUUUAAUGGAAGUUUACUUUUGGGGAAAAAAAUGAAGAAAUAAAUUGCUUUAAUGUAAA
This is a messenger RNA of Quercus robur (English oak), 782 nucleotides long. RefSeq lists its product as uncharacterized. The transcript is spliced from 3 exons. The record is from RefSeq and is a predicted model, not a curated record. Gene Ontology annotation, cellular component: mitochondrial inner membrane; mitochondrion; MICOS complex. Bases 239 to 538 code for a protein of 99 amino acids. NCBI's taxonomy places the organism in Eukaryota, Viridiplantae, Streptophyta, Magnoliopsida, Fagales, Fagaceae.